AUCAGAGAUACCGGUAAUAGUCAGUGGUGUGGAUUAUGACUACAAGUAGUCCUACCUAACAGCGCAACACAACAACUCCACCUGACUUUUACAAAAUUUUAAAGCCGUAGCUACACCUUUGUUUUAUUUUCCUCAGUCGUACUGUAGGAUAACCUUAAAGCCAGAAGACAGACGUAUCGUUGAAGAUGUCAGUGGUGGGAUUUGACUUGGGCUUUCAAAGCUGCUAUGUAGCUGUAGCCCGAGCCGGAGGAAUCGAGACAAUCGCCAACGAGUACAGCGACAGAUGUACACCGUCAUUUGUAUCAUUUGGACCACGAAAUCGAUCAAUAGGAGCUGCUGCAAAGAGCCAGGUGGUGACCAACUGUAAGAACACAGUACAGGGCUUCAAGCGAUUCCAUGGCAGGGCUUUCUCCGACCCUUAUGUCCAGUCAACCAAGUCUAACUUGGUGUACGACUUGGCACAGAUGCCCUCUGGAUCCACUGGUAUAAAAGUGAUGUACAUGGAGGAAGAGAAGGUUUUCAGCAUCGAGCAGGUUACAGGCAUGCUGCUGACCAAACUGAAGGAGACUGCUGAAAGUGCACUGAAGAAACCAGUUGCAGACUGUGUCAUCUCGGUACCAAGCUAUUUCACUGACGCAGAGAGGAGGUCUGUCAUGGAUGCAGCUCAGAUUGCAGGCCUUAACUGUCUACGACUAAUGAAUGAGACCACUGCAGUGACUCUGGCGUAUGGAAUCUACAAGCAGGACCUGCCAGCUCCAGAAGAAAAACCCAGGAUAGUGGUGUUUGUGGACGUGGGCCACUCCGGUUACCAGGUGUCAGUUUGUGCCUUUAACAAGGGAAAGCUCAAGAUCCUGGCUACAGCAUUUGAUUCAGACCUUGGUGGGAAGGGCUUUGAUGACAUCCUGGUCAACUACUUCUGUGAGGAGUUUGGGAAGAAGUACAAACUGGAUGUGAAGUCCAAGCCCCGAGCACUGGUGCGUCUCUACCAGGAGUGUGAGAAGCUCAAGAAGCUGAUGAGCGCCAACUCCUCGGACCUGCCUCUCAACAUUGAGUGCUUCAUGAAUGACAUUGAUGUUUCCAGUAGACUUAACAGAGGUCAAUUUGAGGAGAUGUGUGCGGGGCUGCUGGCCAAAGUAGAGGGUCCCCUGCGCAGCGUCAUGGAACAAGCCAAGCUGAAAAAGGAAGACAUCUAUGCAGUGGAGAUUGUGGGCGGUGCCUCCAGAAUCCCCGCCAUCAAAGAGCGAAUCAGCAAAUUCUUCGGGAAAGAGCUGAGCACCACUCUAAACGCUGAUGAGGCUGUGGCCAGGGGCUGUGCUCUGCAGUGUGCUAUCUUGUCACCAGCUUUCAAAGUCCGAGAGUUCUCCAUUACAGAUGUUGUCCCCUACUCCAUCUCCCUAAAGUGGAAUUCAGCUGCAGAGGAAGGACUAAGUGACUGUGAGGUUUUCCCAAAGAACCAUGCAGCUCCCUUUUCAAAAGUGCUGACAUUCUACCGGAAAGAGCCCUUCACCCUUGAAGCCUACUACAACAACCCCAAGGAGCUACCGUUCCCUAACGCCGCUAUCGGCCAGUUCUUGAUUCAGAAUGUGGUUCCUCAGGUGUCAGGGGAGAGUGCCAAGGUCAAGGUGAAAGUUCGGGUCAAUGUUCAUGGUGUGUUCAGUGUAUCGAGCGCAUCGCUUGUGGAAGUUGUAAAAACAGCUGAAGGGGAGGAGCCAAUGGAGACAGACGUGAAGGAAGAGGAGAACAAAAUGCAGGUGGACCAUGAUGAUCAGAAACUGCAGGCUGGAGACAACGGAGACAAGAAAUCAGAGACUGAAGAAAUGGAGACAUCGACAGAGGAUGCCAAACAGGAAAAGAAGAAUGACCAGCCUCCUCAGGCAAAGAAGCCCAAAGUGAAAACGAAGACAGUGGAGCUGCCCAUAGAGAACAAUUUGCACUGGCAGCUGUCCAGUGAAGAACUAAAUACAUUUGUGGAGAAUGAGGGUAAGAUGAUCAUGCAGGACAAGCUGGAGAAGGAGAGAAAUGACGCAAAGAACAAUGUGGAAGAGUACGUGUACGACAUGAGGGACAAACUGCACGGUGUCCUGGAGAAGUUUGUUAAUGAAGCUGAUCGAGAUUCGUUCUCAUUGAAACUGGAGGACACAGAGAACUGGCUGUAUGAGGAUGGAGAGGACCAACAGAAACAAGUUUACAUAGACAAACUGGCUGAACUGAAGAAAAUUGGUCAGCCCAUUCAUGAGAGAUUCAUGGAGGCUGAGGAGAGACCAAAAGCAUUUGAGGAGUUUGGCAGACAGAUCCAGAUGUACAUGAAGAUCAUUGAAGCUUACAAGGCAAAGGAUGAGCUGUAUGAUCACCUGGAUGAGCUGGAGGUGACCCGGGUGGGAAAGCAGGUAAAUGAUGCCAUGGUCUGGAUGAACACCAAGAUGAACCAGCAGAACAAUCAGGACCUCACCCUGGACCCAGUGGUCAAAGUUGCAGAGAUCCAGGCAAAGGCUAAGGAGCUUUAUUCAGCCUGCAACCCAGUGGUGUCUAAACCCAAGCCCAAAGUGGAGCCUCCCAAGGAGGAGAAGACAGAGAAUGGGCCAGUCAAUGGGCAGGAGGGAACAGAGAACCAGCCAAGCAACCCAGACAAAGCAGCUUCCACGGGCACGGAACAGGAAACGGCAGAGAACAAGCUCCCUGAAAUGGACAUUGACUAACUGCUGCUGCUGCCACCCCUGAGUUUCACCUCUGUUUGUCCUGCUACUUGUCCUGAUUCUGUCCUUCUUCUGAGAUUGUUAUUGAUGACACAGAAGCGUCUCUCCUGAAGACACAGACAGCAGCAUCCCUACUAUUCAUCAGUCAGCCUCCUUGGCAUGUCAUUUCUCAUUUUCUUUGAUGAAUACAAAAAAGUUGCAUAAUAAUAUUGAAUGGACUACUUUGGCAUAAAAGUUGUGAGUGUGGGAUGGAAACUGCUUUCUCUGUGCUGCUUUGAUGGCUGUUAUGUUAAAGAUUGUUUAAUUCAGCAUUUUCUGGGCACAUUUACGUUAAGAAUGUCAGAGUUACAGAAUUGUCAGACAAUAUGGCCGUUCAAUAGAAAACUAAUAAUACCCACAGGAUUCUUGAAAAUGUAAAAUAAUGCAGUAUGUCUAAAUAAGGUUUAGAUACAGUGGCGUUGGUAAGUGAACAUGAAUUGUUCCAAGUUGUAUAUGACAAAUAGUGCUUUUUUUCCAAUACAAACAACUGUAACUGCUGGAUUAUGGUGUAUUUAGUUUAAGAGGAAGCAGGGAGUUCUUGUUGAGUUUACUUGUACUGUAUGUUCGAAACUAGAUACUACAAGUUACUGUCAUGCAGUAUUUCAUCGUUUGGCUUUUCUCAUUCAAAAGCAAUGGUCCGUUUGUUGUUCUCUGGUAGCCUUGUAUUGUUUUUUUUCUACUUAACAGUGUGACUGCUGGUCCAGCACAUCACCUUUUGGGGGAUGCUGUUGUUGCCACAUCACCGAAAAAAGCAAAAAUAAAUCUUGGCAAAAAAAAAAAAAA
Messenger RNA from Stegastes partitus (bicolor damselfish), 3515 nucleotides. It is a transcript of the gene hspa4a, whose product is annotated as heat shock protein 4a. The record is from RefSeq and is a predicted model, not a curated record. Gene Ontology annotation, biological process: protein folding. Lineage: Eukaryota; Metazoa; Chordata; Actinopteri; Pomacentridae. The transcript has 19 exons. Gene Ontology annotation, molecular function: ATP-dependent protein folding chaperone; ATP binding. Bases 186 to 2696 code for a protein of 836 amino acids. Gene Ontology annotation, cellular component: cytosol; nucleus.